Messenger RNA from Dufourea novaeangliae, 1010 nucleotides. RefSeq names its product metallophosphoesterase domain-containing protein 1. Gene Ontology annotation, molecular function: hydrolase activity. The record is from RefSeq and is a predicted model, not a curated record. NCBI's taxonomy places the organism in Eukaryota, Metazoa, Arthropoda, Insecta, Hymenoptera, Halictidae. Bases 82 to 981 code for a protein of 299 amino acids. The transcript is spliced from 5 exons.
UUUAAUAUAAUGUUGGCCAAUUCGAACUUGUUAAUUCAAUAACAAUUGCUACUGACAAUUGUCUGUCACAAUCUUUUCAGCAUGAAGAUAGAGAUUCAUCCAUUGACAGACAAUCCUACAGCAGCCUGGUGUGAAUUGUCAAAGGAGCAAAAAGUUAUUACAAUAAAUGCUAAACUUCCUACGACCGAAGCUCCAAAUGAUAAGCUUCGUGUUGUUUGUAUGAGUGACACUCAUUCCUUAACCCCAUUCAUAAAAUUUGAUGUACCUAUGGGAGAUGUCUUUAUUCAUGCAGGAGACUUUACAAAAUGUGGUAGUUUACAAGAAGUUAUAGAGUUCAAUAAUUGGAUCGGUAAUUUGCCACAUAAAAAUAAAAUUGUUAUUGCUGGUAAUCAUGAACUUAGCUUUGAUUCAACGUUCACUCAUCCGUUCACCAUGCACAACAGUGGAGAACGUCAGAAGCACACAGGGACCAGUAUUUUGGAUAACAUACCCACAUUGGGUAUGUCUAAGGACACAUUGGCAGAAGCCAUUCAGACUACUAAUGUUAAAAAUUAUUUGACAAAUUGUACUUAUUUAGAAGAUUCUGCAAUUACAAUACAUGGUAUAAAAAUAUAUGGCACUCCAUGGCAACCAGAAUUUUGUAAAUGGGCAUUUAAUGUUCCCCGUGGAGAAGCCUGCCUUUCAAAGUGGGAAAUGAUACCAUCAGAUACAGACAUUCUUAUAACACACACCCCUCCUGUAGGACAUGGAGACUUGUGCUGUAGUGGUGUACGAGCUGGAUGUGUAGAACUGUUGUCUACAGUACAAAAUCGAGUUAAACCGAAAUAUCAUGUCUUUGGUCACAUACACGAAGGAUAUGGUAUUUCAUCAGAUGGGAAGAUAAUAUACAUAAAUGCAUCAACAUGUGAUCUAAAUUAUUUGCCAAGUAAUCCACCAGUAGUCUUUGACAUAACACUACCAUCUGGUGUUUGUAAAUCAUAAAAAGUAACGAGUGUAGUAAUAAACUUCAU